Molecule: messenger RNA, 2005 nt
Organism: Vidua macroura (Pin-tailed whydah)
Lineage: Eukaryota; Metazoa; Chordata; Aves; Passeriformes; Viduidae
Gene: LRRC43
Product: leucine rich repeat containing 43
Exons: 12
Coding region: 21-1925 (634 amino acids)
Molecular function (GO): protein binding
Source: RefSeq, a predicted model, not a curated record
CCCUGCCGGGCUGGGGCUUCAUGGCAGCACCCGGCAGCGUCUCGGCUGCUUUUCAGGAGUACCUGCAGCACCUGGGGCUGCAGGACUUCCCCUGUGGCCUCGGCAGCUGGAACAAAUCCUGCCUCAAUGCCCGCAGGAGGUCCCGGGCACAGCCAGCAGGGCUGGAGGAGGCCGUGCCAGCGGGAGAGGAGACCCCUGAGGCGCUGCUGGAGCUGCUGAGAGACCAGCACAGCCCCUGGGCACUGCCCCCCGACUGCAGCCCCCAGGAGCGGCUCCUGCGGGAAGUGGCCGUGCUGGCACCCGAGCUCCUCCAUGGCUCCAGAGUCUUCCAGGUUGUCAAGUCCCUGCGGAUACUCGACAAGGGGCCUCCUGAGGAUGUUGUGCUAAUCCGUGUCACCCAGAUGUCACACGCAUCAAGACAUGUCCAUGUCACCUUGGCCACGAGGUGCCUCAGGGACAAGUUGGCCAAACCCAGCUCUUUGCAGGUGGAGGAGGUGGAUGAGGGUGUGCUGUGGUUCCAGCAGCUGGAGGAGCUCGUCCUCAGUGCCAACCACAUCAGGACAGUAACCUCGGCCCAUCUGCCCCGGACUCUGAAGGUCCUGGAGCUCUGCUACAAUGCUGUGGGUGAUCUGCAGGACCUGUGUGCUCAGCCACCCCCGGAGCUCCAGCACUUGGGGCUGGGCUACAACCAGCUGUGUGGCCCUUCCCAGGAAAAGCACUUCACUGUGGAUUUCUGGCCAAACCUUGUCUCCCUUGACCUGAGCUUUAACAGCCUCACAGACCUGCUGGGGCUGGUCUCCCAGCUGUCCACUCUGCAGAACCUCCGCAUCCUGGUGCUCCAAGGGAACCCACUGGCUCUCAUCCCCACUUACAGAGGCUUCCUCUUGGACAGCCUGCCCAAGCUGUCCAUCCUCGAUGACAUCCACAUAUGGCCUGAAGAGAGGCAGCAGUUCCAUGGGCUGGCAAGGCAGCCAGAGCUGAUCAGGAGUGAAGCACGAGUGGUUGUGAGCAUUGGGGACAUGAAGGGACUCCCUAACCCUGAAGCUUUUCAGCAGCUGGAGGUUGGCUCCGAGGGUCCGGUGAUCACCUACAGCUACUGUGUGACCUACCAGUUUGCAGGAGGAGAGGAGCUCAAGGACAAGGGCAGUCCUGAGGGAACAAAAAUCCACCAGAGUCCCACAGUGGCCAUGCUGGAUGUGGACAGCUCUGCUCAAGACACAGGAGAAACAAAAAGCCAUCAGAAACCUGCAGCCACAGAGGAGCCCAAGGCCCACUCUGCAAGGGUGUUUGCCACCCCUGGUCAGCCCUGGGCAGACACCAUCGACUGCAGCUACAGGAAGGAACACAUUACCAGGGACUUGGUGGGGCUGAAGUCCUACCUGGAGGCUGGAACGAUUGUCUCAGUUGUGGAGGAGAAGGUGCUCUCAUGGCCUGUGGAUCCAGAAGAAAACGCUGUCACAAAUAAGAAGGAAGGACAGGAGCUGAAGAAGAACAGUGCAAAGGACAAGCAGAAGAAGAAGAAGCAGUCAUGUGAAUUCCGCAGCGACCCUCCCAUUCGGAGCACCCUGGGCACCACGAGGGUGACCUUGGAGACCCUGCUGGCCACCGAGGACCUGGUGGCAACUGUGUGUGACUUUGGGAUCCUGAUCCCUGAGGAACCACCAGUUCUGGAGGAGAAGGAGGUAAAAAAAGGCAAAGACAAGACCAAAAAACCCAAAGCAGAGAAAGGAAACGGGACCAGCCAGAAAACCGCGUCUUCCAAAGGAAAAGGAAAAAACAAAGAUACUGCUGAAGUAGAGGAGGGUCAAGAUCUCCAGCCGGUGCCGCUGACAGUUCAAUUCCAGAUGCAGCUGCUUCGAUGGCCCUUGGCAGCCAGCACCCAGAGGCAGGAGAACGUGGCCAGGGCAGUGGGGAAGACUCAGUGAUGUGUCCAUAGCAGAAGCAUGAGUGGAAAUAAACCACACGGGAGCGCUGCGUGGAGCUGAACCGCCAGAGCUGGGAGAUA